Messenger RNA from Trichosurus vulpecula (common brushtail), 2042 nucleotides. Its product is annotated as WW domain-binding protein 11-like. Gene Ontology annotation, cellular component: spliceosomal complex. Lineage: Eukaryota; Metazoa; Chordata; Mammalia; Diprotodontia; Phalangeridae. Gene Ontology annotation, biological process: mRNA cis splicing, via spliceosome. The record is from RefSeq and is a predicted model, not a curated record.
AUGGGGCAGAGAUCUACAUCAUCCACCAAGAGUGGGAAGUUCAUGAACCCCACUGACUAGGCUCGAAAAGAAGCCCGGAAGAGGGAAUUAAAAAAGAAUAAGAAACAACGAACGAUGGUACGAGCUGCAGUACUAAAGAUGAAGGAUCCCAAGCAGAUUAUCCGGGACAUGGAGAAAUUGGAUGAGAUGGAGUUCAAUCCAGUACAGCAGCCACAGCUAAAUGAAAAGGUGCUAAAAGAUAAGUGAAAAAAACUUCGUGAAACUUUUGAGCGCAUUCUCCGACUCUAUGAAAAGGAAAAUCCAGAUAUCUACAAAGAACUUCGAAAGUUAGAGGUGGAAUAUGAGCAGAAGAGAGCCCAGCUCAGCCAAUACUUUGAUGCUGUAAAGAAUGCUCAACAUGUUGAAGUGGAAAGCAUUCCAUUGCCAGAUAUGCCUCAUGCUCCUUCUAACAUCUUGAUCCAAGACAUCCCAUUGCCUGGUGCACAGCCACCCUCUAUUCUCAAAAAAACUUCUGCCUAUGGACCUCCCACUAGAGCAAUUUCUAUACUUCCUCUUCUUGGACACGGUGUUCCUCAUUUGCCUCCCGGAAGAAAGCCUCCUGGCCCACCCCCGGGGCCACCUCCUCCCCAAGUUCUGCAGAUGUACGGCCGUAAAGUGGGCUUUGCACUAGAACUUGCCCCUCGUCGGCGAGAGGAGGAUAUUUUAUAUAGUCCAGAACUUGCUCAUCAAGGUCAUGAUGAUGAUGCUUCCAGCACCAGUGAAGAUGAAGGUUAUCCUGAAGACAUGGAUCAAGAUAAACAUGAUGACAGCAGUGAUGACAGUGAUACAGACAGGUCAGAUGCUGACAGUGAAGGAGAGGAGCUCAUGCAUCGUGAUGAUGAAGAGAGAGAGAACAAUGAGGACAAAAAGUCAGGUCUCAGUGUACGAUUUGCUGAUGUUCCUGGAAAAGCACGAAAGAAAAAGAAAAAUAUGAAGGGAUUAACACCUCUUCAAGCUAUGAUGCUUAGAAUGGCAGGUCAGGAAAUUCCUGAAGAGGGGCGAGAGGUGGAGGAAUUUUCAGAGGAUGAUGAUGAGGAGGAUUCUGAUGACUCUGAGUCAGAGGAUACAACACAGCAGCAGCACAAAGAAGAGUCUCUUCCUGAUGGGGCACCAUCAUCUCCUGCUUCCCAACAACAGCAACCACCUCCACAGUCUGUUCCUCCUGCUCAAAUACAGGCACCUCCCAUGCCAGGACCACCCCCUCUUGGACCACCGCCUGCUCCACCAUUACGACCACCUGGGCCACCCACUGGCCUUCCUCCUGGUCCACCUCCAGUAGCUCCUCCAUUCUUAAGACCACCUGGAAUGCCAGGGCUUCGGGGGCCUUUACCCCGGCUUUUACCUCCUGGUCCUCCACCAGGCAGGCCUCCUGGUCCACCACUAGGCCCACCUCCUGGUCUUCCUCCUGGUCCUCCUCCACGAGGACCACCACCGAGGCUACCUCCCCCAGCACCUCCAGGCAUCCCUCCACCUCAUCCUGGUAUGAUGCGCCCACCUUUGGUGCCUCCACUUGGACCUGCUCCACCUGGGCUUUUUCCACCAGCUCCUUUGCCGAAUCCAGGGAUUUUAAGUGCCCCACCUAAUUUGAUCCAGAGACCCAAAGUGGAUGACACCAGUGCAGCCACUAUCGAGAAGAAAGCCACAGCAACCAUCAGUGCCAAGCCACAAAUCACCAAUCCCAAGGCAGAAAUUACCAGAUUUGUGCCCACUGCACUGAGGGUUCGACGAGAAAACAAAGGAGCUGCUGCGGCUCCCCAAAGAAAGUCAGAAGAAGAUUCUUCUUUACCCCUUGCCAAAGCAGUCCCUAAAUCUGGCCCUUCUGCUCCUGUUUCAGUACAAACCAAGGAUGAUGUGUAUGAAGCCUUCAUGAAAGAGAUGGAGGGGCUACUGUGACAGAUUUUGAUGCCAGGGGAGGUUUUAAUCUCACAAAUUCAUAUUAGAAAACAUGGUUCAUAGAGGAAUUCCAAGUUCUUAUACGCUGGACCUGAGUGCAGAGUUUUACU